This is a messenger RNA of Rotaria sp. Silwood1, 717 nucleotides long. NCBI's taxonomy places the organism in Eukaryota, Metazoa, Rotifera, Eurotatoria, Philodinida, Philodinidae. The record is from the annotation of a GenBank genome assembly.
AUGGCUGAUUCUGUAACUGAUGAAAAGAAUUCAAUAGCAGCAUCAAAUGCAGUUGUAUCGAUGGGUCCAUUUACAUUUGUUUAUGAAGAUUUAGUCUUUCAUAUUCAUGCAAUUCAACAUGAAAUGUUCGAAAUCAUAAAAUAUCUUGAUGAUCGAUGUAAAAAUGAAAAGAAUAUACGAAAAGAAUUGAAAUCACGUUCAAUAACAUUUGUUGAUCCAUAUGGAUAUUCAAUAACUAAUCAAUAUAUGGAUCAUGAUUUGAUUAGUACAUUGUUGAAGAAAUACAGCAAGAAUAAUGUGCCAAAAUAUUUACAACAAUGGAUUAAAAUUGGAAAAAUGAAUCAAAAUGGUAUCUUACCAUUAAAUGACGAUGAACUGAAAUCAUCUGUAUUCCAAUAUCCAGAUGGUUAUCAAUUUAUCACACACGGUGAAAUAAAUAUUUUGAUAGAAUAUUGUGAAGAUGUGCCAUCUCAACAAUUGGUACUACCAGUUCUCUUAACAGAGACCAUUGAAAAAAUUAAAAUGCAAAUACAGGAUCUUCGAAAAUUACCAAACAUUGAACUAAAAUCAUUUAUAUUAGAUCAAGAUUCUCGAACGAAUAAACAAAAUUGGAAUGAAGGUAAAACACUCAAAUCAAAUGAUACUGUCUUAUCAUGUAAGUUAUAUCAAGAUAAUUGUAUCAUCAUAGCAAAAAUUUUGCAAGAAAAAGUAAAUUAA